Messenger RNA from Prorocentrum cordatum, 432 nucleotides. The record is from the annotation of a GenBank genome assembly. Lineage: Eukaryota; Dinophyceae; Prorocentrales; Prorocentraceae.
AUGAAUGCUUUCUCGCCUCCUGCUGCUCCCCCCUCCUGGCUCUCCCACCAUUCUCCUUCUCAUCGGGCUGCCACCCCUGAGCCGACGCAUGGCUGGCUGGACCUCAUCGCAGAUGGGGCCGCUUUGGCCGUCCGGCCUGUUUCAAACGACGAGGAGGGCGCAAUCGUCCAGGGUCAUACGUUUUGUGGUGCCUCGUCUCUCGCUCUGUUUUGUGGUGCCUCGUCUCUCGCUCUGGGCGGAGGGAUCGACGCGGUCACCAGCGGCGCCGGCUCGCUUCUGGGCGAGCGGGCGGCCUCCUGCGUUGUGACGGGUGCGGGGCCUCGCUCGGCGCGUGCGGCGAGAACGUGGCCACACGCCGUGCCAGUGCAGAGCAUCUUGUCUCGCGCGCCUGUCUCGGCCUGCUGCGCCUGGCGUGAGCGCAGGAAGAGCUGA